GGUCCUUGUUCAGUGAACAUUCAGCCACCUUUAUUUCAAAGUUUGUUAGAGAAAUACUAUUUAAAAUAUUACUGUCUUAUUUCUUUUGUUAGACUAGAGAAGAUAGAAUUUGGUUACUGGCCAUUUGUUAAAGAGCUUACUCACUCAGAGACAGUAAAGCACAUUGUAAAUCACCCCCAAGUUACAACUGAUUUAGACAAAGGUCGUGUGUGGAUUUAUACAGCAUUCAGUGAUGGCUUACUUGAGAGCUACAUUAGAUUAUUUGUAGAUGGUCAAAAACUUGCCAAAAAAUUCUACACAAGGAAAGCCUUUGUGCGAGAUAAAGAGAGACUUGCUGUUCUCCAGACAUUAGUUUCUGGUCUUGAUUUCAUUUCUAUUGUCCUUGAUCAAGGAUGGCCUUAUCUUGGUUAUGGAACACAGCAUUUUCAGGAUACUGUCUUUGAUGAUGAUAAGUCUCAGACCACAUUUGCAUCCAGCAAUUCUGCAGAAGGAGUUGACAACACCUCGAGUGAUGACAGAGAUGCCAACCACAGCAUAGCUAGCAACAGUUUAUCAACCUCAUCCACAUUAUAUGCAAGAGAACCACUGGGUCCUAUUAGUCAUGCUUCGAUAACGGAAUCACUGAGCCCUAACAGUAAUGCUUCAGUAACAGAACCACUGACUCCUAACAGCCAUGCUUCAAUCACACAGCUGUCAGAAGCUAACAAUGAGGCCUCAAGUGGAUCUCAUGAACAGCACCAGCAGACAAAUGUGGUUAAUUGUGAGCAAGAAGUGUUACAAACAAUGAACAUGGCCAAGGGGUCAAAUGAAAUUCAUAACAUUGGUAAACAUGAGACCCAGGUUUGUGAAGAGGGUGUUACUGGGGUUGAACAGCAACAAGCACAGUCAAGGCUUCACUUAAGCAUAAAUUUUCAAACUGAUCAGUUUGCAGAAGAUGAGAAUUUUCAGGUUGACCCUGUUAAAAUCAAAAGUAGGAGACAAAAAACAAGAAGGAAGAAUUUAGUGAAACAUGAAAAAUGUGAUAAAGGAGAAGACAAUUUUGAAGUUAACCCUUUUGUAUGUGUUGCUGGUCAUUCACUUGAAAGAUCAAUGGAUGAAGUGCAAUAUGGAAGUUUUGAAGAGUUGCAAAAGGAAAAAUCAUACGAAGAGCUGCUGCAGUUAUCCAGAUCUCAACAAUCAUCAUUCCAAUCCCAGGAUGGCUACCCAGGUUGCAGCAGCCCUACUUGCAGUCUACAGUCAACAGACUCUUUGGAUCAGUUCUGUAAAGACUUUGGAUCUAGUGUUAAUCUUACAAGUGAAACAUCCCUUAAUGGUGCUACCCUUCAACUUUGUGAUAACAAAGGAUGGUCAGAUUUAGGAGAUUCUGAAAGUAAUAAAGAACAAGGGUUUUCAAUUCAUGACAGCCUGGUACUGACCACUUCAACCGACAACACCGAUCAUGGAUCAUUAAAUGUGGAUACAUCUCCUAGUUAUGAAGGUCUUCCAAAACGACCCCUGCUACGACAGCUUCCAGUAACAUCAUGUGAUGUCAGUGUGGACCAGAACACAAAGCUUACAUUAUCUCUGGAAGUGUUUGAGAAGAAUGGUGAACAAUUUCACAGGAUGCUGGUUUUAUUGUGUGGUCAUCUAAGUAGUCAGCUGUAUUUUGUGCAUGUUCUUCUUACAGAUCAUGCAAUCUAUCUUCUGAAGAAAGUACCAUCACAUGAGGGCAAAAACUUCCAAGUUCAUCUGGCAUUUCCAUUUACAACAUUGAAGAAAAUAGAGGUUGGUCUUAACUGUCAAACAGUUACACUGGCCUCCAAAUCUCAGAAAUGUGUUCUAUUUGUGGCAGAUGAAGUAGUCACCAGAGAUUUUCUGUCAUCGCUGACCAGCAUGAUAGUCAAAUCAGGUCAUGGAUCUCUUCUCUCCAAGAUUGUCUCUACUUCAACAUUUCAGCAAGAAAGUUUGAUAAAGAAAUGGAUAUGUGAACUUGAGAAUGUUAAGUCUUGCAGCAUGGACAUCAGGUGUUAUACAGUUGUGCAGUGGUGUGGCCUAUCAGGACCAGAUGCCAAUAUUGAAGUUCUUAGCUACAAAAGUGUAAAGGAAGGUUACAUGGACUGUAAGCAGCCACAGCAUUUAAGAAGAACAUACAAAUGGACCACCAGCUAUUUUGUGUUAACGUAAGCCUUCUCAGUUUAUUUCAAUGGC
Messenger RNA from Orbicella faveolata, 2187 nucleotides. Its product is annotated as pleckstrin homology domain-containing family M member 2-like. Lineage: Eukaryota; Metazoa; Cnidaria; Anthozoa; Scleractinia; Merulinidae. Gene Ontology annotation, cellular component: endosome membrane. Gene Ontology annotation, biological process: regulation of protein localization; Golgi organization; lysosome localization. The record is from RefSeq and is a predicted model, not a curated record. Gene Ontology annotation, molecular function: kinesin binding.